Molecule: messenger RNA, 7581 nt
Organism: Cyphellophora attinorum
Lineage: Eukaryota; Fungi; Ascomycota; Eurotiomycetes; Chaetothyriales; Cyphellophoraceae
Product: U3 small nucleolar RNA-associated protein 20
Exons: 1
Cellular component (GO): nucleolus; 90S preribosome; small-subunit processome
Source: RefSeq, a predicted model, not a curated record
AUGUCAAGAGUGUCCCGGAAGACGAAGCCUACGCCGUCCCAGAACAAGCAUGUCUUCGAGCCGUUCUCUAGGCGCAUCGCACGCCUCAAGAUUGACCCGAUACACACAGUCAAGGGCCGAACGCCGCUCGACGACGGUUCAGACUUGUCGUACAGCUUCUUCCGAGUUGCGCUCGACGAGUGGUCUUCCCUCAACCUGACGACUACUUUCACCAGUUUCCUGCGCAGUGUCAACGGCAUCAGCGAGACUUUGCCACAGCUACUGCACCAUGCAGACACCGUCUUCAACCUACUUGUACAACACAUCGAGAAGCGAGAUGCGUUGGCUCUUGAGCCGUUGCUGGAUUUGACGGCGCAUUUCGCCCAUGAUUUGGGACAAGAGUUUGAGCAAUAUUUCGAGCGACUCGUCACUCUGAUUGCGAGUGUUGCUGCCGGUAGCGAAGCCUCAGACGUUGUGGAGUGGUCUUUCACAUGCCUGGCAUGGAUGUUCAAGUAUCUCGCACGUCUGCUGGUCCAGGAUCUGCGACCACUAUUGACUAUCUUCCGGCCAUACUUGACCUCGCGCAAGGAACAUGUAUCUCGUUUCUCAGCGGAGUCACUGGCUUUCCUGAUCCGGAAAGCAGCACUGCUCUAUCCGAAGAACCAAGUUCCUUUGACUACUGCCAUAUCCCAUCUUCUAGAGUCAGCAGUCGACCAGCCUUCACAAGUGGGUGUCAUGACUUUGUUGACCGAGAGCUGUCUUGGCGUCGAUGUCGAACUACACGCUGGAGCAAGGCAUCUUGUUCAGUGCUUGCUUUCGAAUGCUUCGAGUGGGAAAGACCAGGCCACGGCGCAGACCAUUGUGAGUGGCGUGCUUAUCGGGCUUAUCCAUGAGAGUGAUGGUGCAAGCUUUCAGCCAAUCGCGAAGCAAGUCUUGGACUUGGCUAAAGUCGCGACCGCCGGAAAUGAUACCGACAGAAUCAACUUUUCGGUCAGCAUGUUACAAGUAAUUGUCGGAGGCCGGAAAGGCAUCAGGGUGUCAGCCUGGAAGGACAUUAUAGCCACCUUUAUUGACCUGAUCAACGCUGUUAACAGCAAUGCAACCGAGCAGACAACACAACAGAGACUCCUCACUUCGGCCCUAAUCCUCCAAAAUGCUCCGGCUGGUGGUCUUCUUCCGAUGGUAGGUUCUCUGCUCGAUGCCUCAAUCAAAAGCCUCUCAGCCACCUGGUUCUUCACUUACUGCACCAUGGUGGCGAGUCUGGGAAAAGAACGAUUCCAACAAUUCGUCUUACCGCACCUCCAGAACUUCGUCACGUCAAACUUCUCGGACGACGAGACUGCAUUACUCUUCACUCUUGACCAGUUGCGUAAGCAGGAAGCUAUUGUGGUCGAAGAUGGAGCAUCGAACAGUCUCAAGUCGCCCAAGGUCUGGGACGAGUCUAUUGCCUCGCGCUUGAAGGAUGCCACCAGUGGUACGCUGCCUGAUGCAUGGUUUGUAGGCGUUUCUCGAUUGCCGCACAACGUUCGCCUGUCCACGGAUAGAUCAACGCUCUUCCAAUGUAUGAAGCAAAGAGUGAUCCGGCAGCUCCGAUCGGGUAGACUUGAGGAUCUCAAGUCUCACAUCAUCGCCGGAUCAUUCUUCGAGAGCGUCGUCGACCUUGCAUCCGACCCAUCAGAGCUGGCGGACUUAUUCGACGAGCUGAAAGGCGUACUUCUGCAGCUAUGGUCACUCACACCUUACCUUCGAGCCGUCAACGCCCUACUUAGGCGACACCCCGGAACAGUCAACCUUUUCGGCUCAGACCAAUACCAAAUCCAGGAAGUACUGGUGUCUAAUCUGCUGCUUCGGUCCACUGACGUCCGAGAAGAAUCGCUGAUCCUCCUCAAUUCGAUUGCACAAUCAAGUGGAGAUUCAUGGAUGGUACAAGUGCUCGCGAACUUGCUAUCGAUCCUACGGACACCAUACAUACCGGCCAACGCCCGCACAAUCUCGAUGCUCAUUCGGAAAUUGCCUCAACAACAACGGGCUUCUCCCAAAGAUUCUAUCCUAGAGCUCGUUAUUCCGAACUUUUGCUUAGGCAUCUUGUCACGAUACCACGACCAGGCAAGGAGAGAUGUCUGUCGAGCCCUAGGCGAGAUGAUAGAAGAUUCAGCACUCGAGGAUACCAUAAUGGACAUACUGGUGUCCUGGCUGAUCACUCCCGCCAUCAAGGACUUGCCAAAGCUUAAAGAUGUUGCCUCACCUGUUACAUCGUCCGCAUUCGAGGACAUGUCGCUUCUGCAGGCACGGAGCGCAGCAGAGGCCAUCUGCAACCAGUUCGAGGAUCCAGCAGGGCAGCUUGUAGCAGAUGCUGAACUCGAGCAUCAAAUACCAAAACCUGGGCCGCCUCCACAGGGCAGGAAACUGGCACUUGAUGUACUCACAGAGAUGGUGUCGCUCGCCGAGAAAAGAUCAAAGUUUGUUACGCCAGUAUUCCUAGAUGCACAGUUUACAAAGAGUGUUCACGAUGCCACACGCUCAGACUCUUCGACCUCCUCGCACACUUUGAGCGCCGAGGGGUCUAAUGAGGAUUGGUCACUGUCGGAAAGGAAGGCUUUCAUCACACUAUUCGCCAACUUCAAAAAUCCUCGGGUGCUCUACCGUGCUACUGAAGUUUACGACAAGCUAUUCGAACUUCUCGCAAACGGCAAUGUCGAUAUCCGGAAACAGGCUCUUCUGACCAUCCUUAAGUGGAAGAAUGCGGCAUUGCAGAAGCACGAGGAGGUGCUGCUGAAGGUCGUGGACGAGAAGAUCCCAAGCACGGAAAUCGGCGUCAUCCUAAACGCUGAGUCAGAGGACAACCCUGUGAAGACCGACGAACGAGGCGACGUCCUCCCAGUUCUGCUGAGACUUGUCUAUGGCCUACUUGUCGGACGCUCCGGCACACACGGGUCACAGGAGUCGCGAAGGAAAACGUUGCUUCGGAUGCUUUUCCGCAUGCAGCCUUCCGAGAUAGCUUCGUAUCUUGAAAUUGCCAUCGGCAAAUUGCAAGACGUGCGCUUGCUUCAGGAUGGAGGUCUUUCCAUCGAUGCCCUACAGCACGAAGUCACGACUCCCGAUCAGAGAUACGGAUUUCUGCGGAUGACACUAUCCACGAUUCAGACGCUACAGACCACCUUUGCGCCAUUCGGAAAUCAAGUUAUCGAAGCGAUACUAUACUGCACAAUGAGAUCUUCGACGAUUCUUGAGUCUCUGCCUGAAGUCUCGAACAGCCUCGAGAGAUCAACACGACGUACGGGCCUCGAGUGCCUGACAAGCUUGUUCGAGAUCAGAGCAGAGAUUGAAUGGACCGUGUACAUGCCGUUGAUCUACUCUCAGUUACUCAUUCCUCGGCUCGAGUCCUUCGCGAAUGACAACAUACAAGCAGUGUCGGUCCAGCUGCGUCUAGUUGCUCAAUGGUGCUCAGAUCCCGACUUCGUCAGCUUUCUGGUCAGCCAUGAUGACCGUUUGCUCGAGUCUUUGUGGCAGAUACUAUCCUCCACCAGCACGAAGCCGGAGGUCAAGGUCUUCAUCCUCGAAAACAUGCUGCUCCAGUUGCUCGGUCACGUUAAGGAACAGCAUCACGGAGCCACCAUUGGCAUACUUGAGCAGCACCAAACGACGAUAGUGCUAGCUCUUUCGAACAACCUGCAGGCCGCACCGCCCGCCGAUGUCCUGAAGAGUAUCAGCACAGUACUGCUGGAGGUUGCGCCGCAUACCAAGUCAAAUGGUAGCAGUGAAAGCAUUAUUGGACUGCUCAUUGACUUGGUCAUAUCCAGUAAGCAUAGGCUGACCCCAGCAGUGAAGUCGAAAGCACUGGCGGCAAUCAACGCCCUGCUCGAUGCAGAGAACUCUGUCUCAUCUGGCGGUGUUGUGAACAAGCUAUUCAAUGCUAUCUCCUCGCUCUUCGACUACUUUAGAGACUCGGCGAAUCGACUGGUACUAAGCAAGAUCUUGCAGAGCUUAGCUCGAACCGAUCGAUCCAUCGACCUCGCAGCCAAAUUGUGCUUCGACCUGAAUUCCAUGUCUCCCGAUCAAUUGGACGAGCCAGAUUUCGACCGCCGUCUGCGAGCUUUUCAGCGAUUGGCGACUCUAGAAGUGGAUAGUGGUGGCUUGGUUACGUGGCGGCCUGUUGUGUAUAAUUUGCUCUUCUUCUGCAAGGACGAGGACUUCAACAUACGAUCUAACGCGGUGUCAGCACUCCGGUCAUUCAUCAAGAGGGCCUCUGGCAUGGAUACACUGUUAAAAGGGAUCGUCCUGCAAUCCGUGCAGAAAGGCAUUACGCACGACUCCGAACUUGUUCGAGCAGACUUUGUUGCUCUAUUCGGGCUGCUAGUGGAGCAUUGUGAGGACCCGCGAUUGAUUGCUUUGAGACCAUUGCUCUUUGGCAACGACGAAGAAGCAAGCUUCUUCGCCAAUGUCCUGCACAUUCAGCAGCACAGACGACUCAGAGCAAUCCGACGACUCGUCAGCGAGGUCGAGAAGGGCACUAUUGACGCACAAAGCGUUGGUCAGGUCUUCCUUCCUCUCCUGCAAAAGUUCAUCAAAGACGAAUCACUGGACGAAUCCGCUCAGGGAAUGAAGGGUCAGAGCCUUGCGGCUAUGGGCACGCUUUUACAGUGGAUUCGAUACAGCCAAUUCAAGGUCAUCUUCAAGCAGUAUAAGGCCGAACUGGAGAACGAAGAUCAUCAGAAGACCGCGAUCAAGAUGCUCGGUCAAGCCACAGAUGCCGUGCUGCAAGCUUGGCAGGACAGAAAUGCUGCAAAGGAGCAGCUCUCACACCUGGCAACAUCUCUGCCAGAGGACGCUUUGCUUACUCAAGAUAUCAAGGAGCAACUGUAUCCAAAGUUGGCAGAUUUUGUCCACUUCCGUGAUGAGGCCGAGAUGAGUGCGAGACUGCCCGCCGCGAUCAUCGCAAUCAAGCUGCUCAAACUACUACCAGUUGACCAGUCCCAAAUUCUAUCAGCUCCGGUUGUGCUAGAUGUGGCCAACGUCCUUAAAAGCCGUACGCAAGAAUCUCGGGACGCAGCUCGUGGUGUGCUGAUUGAGAUUGUUGGUCUCCUUGGUCCCGAGAGCGUGCAAUUUGUGCUUCGCCAGCUUCGGUCUGUCCUUCAGCGUGGCUAUCAGCUGCAUGUGCUAUCCUAUGUCGUGCAUGCGAUUCUCGUAAAGAUGGCGCCGGAGGCUCAGCUAGGUGACCUGGACUAUUGCAUUGAAGAUCUCACUGCAGUCAUUAUGGACGACACCUUCGGCAGUGCUGGGCAGGAGAAGGACAACGAAGACUAUAUCAGCAGCAUGAAGGAAGUCAAGAGUAAGAAGAGCCCGGAUACCAUGGAGCUUCUCGCUCGGAGCACGAGUCUCGAUCAUCUUGGUCAGCUCAUCAAGCCAAUCACUGUUGUGCUCACAGGGUUCCUGCGAACGAAGCAGGUCAGGCAGGUUGAUGAGCUGCUUCGCCGCAUCGGGGUCGGUCUGGCAAGAAAUCCUGCCGCAAGCGAGCGAGGCCUGCUGGUGUUUGCUUUCCAAUGCAUUCAAGCAUUUUACCGCGAGAAGGCGGUGCCCAGGCUCGCCGAGAAGACGACCGAUGAGAAGAAUAGAGAACGCUUUUUGCUGCAAAAGCCAAGCGCUCGUGGAGAAGGCACACACUCAGCCAACCUGUUCAAGAUCGCACGGUUUGCGAUCGAUCUCGUACGCUCAGCAUUCUUGAAGCAUAAUAACCUGAUGACACCGGAAAAUGUUCAUGGAUUUCUUCCAGUCAUUGGUGACGCACUCGUGGAAGGCCAGGAAGAGGUCAAGAUAUCGGCGCUGCGACUUGCUUCCGCGGUUGUUAAGCUUCGGAUGCCAGAGCUUAAUGAGAAGUGUCCUGUCUUCGUCCUGGAAGCCGUCAAAGUGGUCAGGAAUUGUACGCAUACGAACGAGGAAGCCGCUCAAGCCGCGCUGAAGCUUAUUGCUGCGAUUUUGCGUGAACGGAAGAGUGUCAAAGUGCGGGACUCUGAUGUCGCCGAGGUCCUCAAACGUAUCACACCCGAUCUCGAAGAGCCUGAUCGCCAAGGCGUGACAUUUGCCUUCAUCCGAGCGGUCUUGGCCCGAAAGCCGUAUCAGCUGCCUGAGGUCUAUGAGGUCGUCGACAAAAUCGCCAUAAUCAUGGUUACGAGUCAUUCGGCUGGCGCUCGCGACGUGGCCAGAGGUGUGUACGUCCAUUUUCUGGUCGAGUACCCACAAGCAGCCGGCCGCUGGUCUAAGCAGCAACGUUUCCUCAUCAAGAACUUGGAGUAUGACUACCAUGAGGGUAGGCAGGCGGUGAUGGAAGCCAUCAAUACCUUGCUUGCAAAGACUUCUGGAGAGAUCACACAACAUCUGAUCGCGGCCUUUUUCAUUCCUAUCGUCCUUCGCAUGGCCAAUGAUGAGCACGAGGGCUGUCGUGACUUGGCUGGUGCGCUGCUCGGUCAGCUCUUCGUCAGAGCUGAUGUCCAGCGCUUGCAAGGAAUGCUCGAGCCGUUGGAAGGAUGGCUUGAACAGAGCGAGAACGAAGCGCUGCUAAAGCUCAGUCUACAAGCCUUCAGUGUGCUGUUUGCGCAGCGGGAAGGGCUGGAAGAGCAACUGGUGCUGUGCCGGAUGCGUAUUGCAACGAUCCUGGGUUCAUCAUCCCACGAAACCGAAACCUUGGAGGCGAGGAUCCAGGCACUUCGUCUCUGGGCUGUACUUGUUCAGACCCGGCCAUCGUCCACGAUGACGUCUAAGUCUGAGUCCAUCUGGAAGCACAUCAGGACUCUCUUGAGCUUCAACAUACCGGAGCGCACGCUCGCCGCGUCCCUUGUACGUUCAUUCCUAGAGGCGUGUCCGGCCAAGUUGUGGUCCAAGUUGCCGCUCAUCAACUCUCACGGCUCGGCGUGGGAUACGACAGCAAUGCAACUCCUGCUGCGGAGCUGCGUGAGAAUCAUCAAGCUCAACCAGGGCGACCAACACCUCAGCGACGAGGUUGUCACCAUCACCACUCUUAUAGCCAAUUCUGCACCCACCAACGGCCUCACCAUAUCCGUCAAGAGCGAGGUUGAUAGCACCGAAUCAGCUUCAGCUUCCGACGAGGACGAGGACGAGACUCCCGCACAGCCAACCUCAAUCCCCGCAACGCGCUACCUCCUCGACCAGCUCGCAUACGUCCUCCGCCGCGAGCUGCCCAAACACACAACGGCGACUCUCUUCCCGAAAAUGACCGCCCUUCAACUCCUCACGACUCUCGUCCCAACCCUACCCACCACUUCCCUGGCCCAACAACAGCUCACAAUCCUCCUCCUUCCCCUCCUGCACCUCACAUCUCCAACAACCAACGCGCCCUUCUCCGCCGACCCGACCUUUGCAGCCUCCUACAACACCUUGACCACAUCCGCGCAGGAAGUCAUGGGCCUAUUACAAGAACGCGUGGGUGACGCAGCGUACAUGGCCGCGCUAACAGCGGCAUCGAAGAUUGCGCGGCAGAGGAGAGAGGAGAGGCGGCGAAAGCGCGUGGUGGAGCAGGUGGCGGAUCCGGAACGGGCGGCCCGGGUGAAGCGCAUCAAGGGCCAGCGGACGAAGGAGCGGAAGAGGGAG